CACUCGCACCACUGGCCAAUAUUUCCCACGCUUCGUCGCAUCAUUUUGUGAUCCAGCCUAUCCCUUCACCCAGUGGUCCCGGCGUUGCUCCAAGCGCCCCGAGAGAAACUCAAAUCACUUCACUUCCGUUUAUAGCAUUCACCGACAGCACACCCGUCCUACGUGCAACCCCUUCCGGAACAUUAUCCGUGGAAAUGGACGUUGUACGCAAUUUAGGGGUGGAGAUGGCAUUCUGGGUGUCUGUCUCUCUUGCAUUUCUAGAGUUUCUUAGAGACCGUGACGUGAGUAUUUUCCCAACGAUCACUCCAGCUCUUGCUAAACCAUGUCUUCAAAGGUGGGCGAUUCGGGCCUUGCGUUUAUUCACCGUACCCUUACCCGGCUAUGAAACGGUGCACAUGAGAGUUGAAUUGGGCGAUAGAGUCCACCUCGCGAAGCUAAGGAAGCAUACCCUUUCAUUUCCAGUCAAAAUUUACCAUAUCAAUUUGA
Molecule: messenger RNA, 486 nt
Organism: Acaulospora colombiana
Lineage: Eukaryota; Fungi; Glomeromycota; Glomeromycetes; Diversisporales; Acaulosporaceae
Source: the annotation of a GenBank genome assembly